GAUCAGGUGACUGAUGAACUGAUAAAUUCAUCUAUAGUCUCAUCUGUAAUCGUCAAACUGCCAGUUACACCAGCGACAGAGACGGGCGGCUGGUCACGCAUUCUAACUCCGACUGUAUGACGAUGACCGUGACGAUGUUCUGGGGAACGCUUGGAUCUGUCCGGCCGUUUUCAGCCUUCCGUCCUGAGAGAGACGUUGCUAAUUUAAAAGCUGCUCUGGAGAAAAAAGACGUGAGCACAUUGGUGAGGAUCCUGACCAACCGCAGCAAUGAACAGAGGCAGAGCCUGGCACAAACCUACCAGAGUCUCACCAAACAGGACCUCAGAGCCAGUCUAAAGAAGGUGCUGUCCGGAGAUCUGAAGUUGCUGAUACUUGGUCUGAUGAUGACUCCGGAUCAGUUUGAGGCGCAUCGUCUUCAGCAGGCCAUGGAGCGUCUCGGCACUGAUGAAGAGACUCUUCUGGAGAUCUUAUGUACGAGGACACCAGCACAGCUUUCUAACAUCAGAUCUGCCUACAGUAAAGGAUAUCAGCGAGAUCUGGAGAAAGACUUGGUCAGUGAAAGCAGUGGAGAUUUCACCAAGCUGCUUGUAGCUCUGCUGAAGAAAGAGUACGUGGCUGGUGUUCUGGACCGGGAUGUUGCAAUUUUAUGUGAAGAGCUUAACAACAAGAAGGCCAGUGCAGAUCCAUGGAUCCAGAUCCUGACAACAAGGGAACCAAGCCAUCUAAGAAACGUGCUGAUUUAUGUGGAGGCUGAAAGAGGACUGCCUGUAACCGCAGCUAUAGAGAAACGCUUCGGUGGACUCCUCAGUGGAGAUCUGAAAUUGGGCUUACAGACACUAGUGCGCUGUAUCGAGAACCCAAAUCUCUACCUUGCACAGAGGAUUCAGACUGCAAAAGACUCGGUGCUGCAGGGACUGAUGAUAGCUCACAGCGAGGAGGAUCUGCUGGCCAUUCGAGUUGCAUACAAGAAGGAAAAAGGGAGCUCCCUUUACACCACUUUACAGGAGCAGUUUAAGGGAGACCUCCAGCAGGCUUUGCUAGCUGUGUGUCAUUCUGAAGACUAAUGAGGCAGCAAGAAAAACAAUUAUAAUUAUAAUAUUAUAGUAAACAUCUCUGUUCACAUAAA
Trichomycterus rosablanca is the source of this 1126-nucleotide messenger RNA. It is a transcript of the gene anxa14, whose product is annotated as annexin A14. The record is from RefSeq and is a predicted model, not a curated record. Bases 117 to 1064 code for a protein of 315 amino acids. Lineage: Eukaryota; Metazoa; Chordata; Actinopteri; Siluriformes; Trichomycteridae. The transcript has 13 exons. Gene Ontology annotation, molecular function: phosphatidylserine binding; phosphatidylinositol-4,5-bisphosphate binding; calcium channel activity. Gene Ontology annotation, cellular component: cytoplasm; plasma membrane; vesicle.